This is a messenger RNA of Manacus vitellinus (golden-collared manakin), 2073 nucleotides long. It is a transcript of the gene BRS3, whose product is annotated as bombesin receptor subtype 3. Gene Ontology annotation, molecular function: bombesin receptor activity. NCBI's taxonomy places the organism in Eukaryota, Metazoa, Chordata, Aves, Passeriformes, Pipridae. Gene Ontology annotation, cellular component: membrane. The transcript has 3 exons. Gene Ontology annotation, biological process: bombesin receptor signaling pathway. Bases 162 to 1352 code for a protein of 396 amino acids. The record is from RefSeq and is a predicted model, not a curated record.
GAUCCAGAAGGGGAUGAAAGUAGCUAAUGUGCAACGGGAAUCCUGAUUUCAGAUACAAACCUUCACCUUUCCAUUGACCUUGCUAAUAUGCUGCAAGCUAAAUAUUUAACAUUUUUUUGAUCAACCUAAGUCCAGCCUGGGGAGAAGAAACAGUUAAAGAAAUGUCUCAAGCAUACUUGCAUUCAGCUAAUCAGACUUUGUGUGCAUCUAUGGAUGGUACAGCACUGAAAUCAAUCACUGACAAUGAAACAACAAAUGAAAAAUGGACCGAAGACUCUUUUCCAGGAUUAGAAAUACUGUGCACAAUUUACAUCACAUAUGCUGUGAUCAUUUCAGUGGGUCUCCUUGGAAAUGCUAUACUCAUCAAAGUGUUUUUCAAGAUUAAAUCAAUGCAGACGGUUCCCAACAUCUUCAUCACCAGCCUGGCAUUUGGAGACCUGCUGCUCCUCUUAACCUGUGUGCCUAUAGAUGCAACACGUUACGUGGUGGAUACCUGGCUCUUCGGAAGGAUUGGGUGCAAGCUGCUGUCUUUCAUCCAGUUAACCUCAGUUGGAGUGUCAGUGUUUACCCUGACUGUUCUCAGUGCUGACAGGUACAGAGCCAUCGUGAAGCCCUUGGAACUGCAGACUUCAGAUGCGCUCCUGAAGACCUGCUGCAAAGCUGGAUGUGUUUGGAUUGUCUCCAUGAUAUUUGCUAUCCCAGAGGCUGUUUUUUCAGAUUUGUAUUCUUUCAGCAAUCCUGAGAAAAAUGUAACUUUCGAGGCGUGUGCCCCCUAUCCUGUAUCCGAGAAGAUUUUGCAGGAAGCUCAUUCCCUGGUUUGCUUCUUAGUGUUCUACAUUGUGCCCUUGGCUGUCAUUUCUGUCUACUAUUUUCUCAUAGCCAGAACUUUAUAUAAAAGUACAUCCAACAUGCCAGCAGAAGAACAUGGUCAUGCCCGUAAGCAGAUUGAAUCCCGCAAGAGAGUUGCAAAAACAGUGCUGGUGCUUGUUGCUUUGUUUGCCUUUUGCUGGCUGCCUAACCACAUCCUCUACCUGUACCGCUCCUUCACAUACCACUCUUCUGUAGAUGCUUCCACCUUCCACCUGAUAGCGACGAUUUUCUCCCGCGCCUUGGCCUUCAGCAAUUCCUGCGUCAACCCCUUUGCCCUUUAUUGGCUGAGUAAAAGUUUCCGGCAACAUUUUAAAAAGCAAGUCUUGUGCUGCAGGGCAGCGUUUCAUAGAAAGCCUCCCAGUGCCACCCAGAGCAAUUCUCCUACCAGGGCCCUGUCAGUCACGGGCAGCACCCACGGCUCGGAAAUCAGUGUCACGCUGCUGACAGAUUACAGCAUCACCAAAGAGGAGGAGAGCGUUUAGUUCACGUGGGAUGAAGGACAGAAACUGAGCCUUUGCAGUCAAGUCACUGCCACUGGGAUCCUGGAAAGAGGUGGCUUGCCCUGUCUGUGAAAGUGUUUUCAUCAGGAGUUUCUCACUUUAAAAAAUAUACAAUAAAGAAAUCAAACCAAGUGGGAAAAGAAGCUGCAGCAGCUGAACUUUCCAGCAUAAGCUCAAAGGGAUGGCUUAUGUUCCCAACCAUGAACACAGAUCCCUAGAUGGAAUUCCUGGACUGGGCAAGAGAGGAAUUAGCAGAGUUGGUGUGAGAAUUGGCUGUGAGGAUGGUUUUUUUCUUGUUGACUUGCUCUUUGACUUGUGACUGAGAGCUCCCUCUAAGUACUUGCAUCUACAGCAAGCAAGAAAAACCACCUGGUCAUAACAUGAUCAACCAGGCAGAAUUUUGAUUUAUUUAUUUUCUUGUCCUGAUUGUUAAAUAUAGGUAAACAUCUCAGAAAGAAUGUUAAAAUGAAAGAAGGUUAAGGUUUGUAGCACUGUGAAGUAAAAAAAGUAAAGCAUUAUGGGCCAGAUCCACAGUAGCCUUUGCUCUGUCAGUGACUUUGAAACUCUGGCUAAGAGCUGACUGCUGUGUAGUGAGAUGGAUGCUCUUCACUGUUCCUGAGGAAAUCAAGGGAACCAGCAGGUGAUCAUCUCUCUGAGAAAACUAUAAUAAUCUUUAACAACACUUGUAAAAUUCUUUGUGACC